AUGGCAGCAAAUUCACUAAGCCAUCACAACAAGUCUCUUCCUCUGAGCAAUUCUUCCCAGUCUGUUAAGAAGGCCACAAAGCUCAUAGCUCCAAUUCUCUUCUUCUUUGUACUGUUGCAGCAUUCUGCUUAUGUGUUUCCUCUGUUCCUUGAACUUUCCAGCACAGUUGUGGACAAGAAUUACAUGUUCAUCGUUUGCAAUGGGAUCUUGGUACUGAUUGCCAAGAGUUCUGGUCUGAUUGGGAACGGGGAGAAGAAGAAAGCAGCAGGAUUUGAUCAAGAGAUGGAAGAUAAGCAGAAACUGGAAGAGGUAGAAGAAGAAGAAGUGAUUGCAGAAGGUGAAAGGAGAGAGGAAGAGGGUAAAGAUUGCAGCUUUAUUAUGGAAGAGGCGAUUUCAGAAGGUGGAGGGGUGGAAAAGGUGGCUAAAGAUUGCAGCUUUAUCACAGAAGAAUUGAUUUCUGAAGGUGGAGGGGUGGAAAAGGUGGAUACAGAUUGCAGCUUUGCCACAGAAGUAGUGAUUUCAGAAGGUCAAAGGGAAAAGGAGGAGGAUAAAGACUCGAGCUUUAUCGCAGAAGAAGUUGAGGGUUUUGAUUAUGAACAAGGAGAGCAUGGAAAUGGGUUGCUGAGUAGUGAAGAAUUGCAGAGGAAAUGCGAGGAUUUCAUUAGAAAGAUGAAAGCUGGGAUCAAGUUUGAAGCUCAACAACAGCAGCAGCUCAUCAUGGUUCAGUGA
Messenger RNA from Linum tenue, 729 nucleotides. NCBI's taxonomy places the organism in Eukaryota, Viridiplantae, Streptophyta, Magnoliopsida, Malpighiales, Linaceae. The record is from the annotation of a GenBank genome assembly.